AUGACGUUCAUGAUUUUACUUGCGCUCUCUAUGGCGGCGGCCGUAGUGACAACGACGACGGCGACGGCCGCAAUGACAACGACAGCGGCGGCGGCCGCAAGUUUUAGCAUCGAGCUUAUACAUCGCGACUCUCCUAAAUCACCGUUCUACAAUCACUCUGCCACGUCAUUAGAUCGCGCACGUGCAUCAAUCUAUCGAUCUGCCCUCCAAGCCAGCCGGAUUGCUGCACGUGUGCAAAGAAAAGGCGGCAUCGAGUCGUUCGAUGCGGUCUCCAGGGUGGUCCCCGACUCGUUUGAGUAUCUGAUGGAGCUUCGUGUCGGCACGCCGCCGUUCUCCAUCCUGGCCAUCGCCGACACCGGCAGCGACCUCAUCUGGGCCAACUGCGUCCCCUGCACAAAGUGCUACAAGCAGACGGCGCCGUACUUCGAUCCAGGCAAAUCCUCCUCCUACCGGACGCUCCCCUGCCAGUCCAACCUUUGCAAGGUCCUCUCCAGCAGCCCUUGCGCCGGCGGCAGCUCCUGCGAAUACCACUAUGAAUACGACGACGGGUCGAAGGUCGACGGCGUCCUCGGCACCGAGGACCUCACUUUCGACUCCUCCUCCGGGUCACCGCUCGUCUUCUCCAAUAUCGCCUUCGGCUGCAACUCCCAGAGCAGCGGCGUCUUCAGCAGCCGCACCGCCGGGUUGGCAGGGCUCAGCGCCAGUCCCGUCUCUCUCGUCUCACAGAUCGUUCCCUCUCUCGACAAGAGUUACUUCUCUUAUUGCCUGGUUCCCAUGUCAGACACGCAGGCCAGCAGCAAAGUCAUCUUCGGCUCCGCCGGCAUGGUCGUCGGAAGCAAGGUCACCACCCUGAUGACGGUGGAAGAUUCCUUAUUUGCCCUCCGGCUAACAGAGAUCAUAGUCGACGGUGCCGGCUCGGUCCCAGUCCCAACUUCCGCCCCUGGAUUAAAGAAAGGCAACAUCAUCAUCGACUCCGGCACGACCGUAAACUACUUGCCCGCUGGCGUGCUCUCGAGUUUGGUGCGGCAGGUGUCGAGGGUGGUCAGCCUGCCCAAGGCUACUGAUCCGGACCGCCUUCUGCCGCUGUGCUUCAAGGUGACCGGCGAGUCCGACUGGCAGAAGUUACCGUUUAUCACGUUCAAGUUCGCCGGAGAGGCGUCGGUGAGGCUGAGCCCGACGAGCAUGUUCAUGGAGGAAGCAUAUCAGGUGGUUUGCCUCGCAGUGGCGGAUUCUGGCUCCGACACGCCGAUAUUUGGGAACGUGGCUCAGCAAAAUUUACACGUUGGGUACGAUCUCGAUAUUCCGGCAGUGUCCUUCGCUAGCGCCGAUUGCACCAAGUUUUAG
Zingiber officinale is the source of this 1344-nucleotide messenger RNA. RefSeq names its product aspartic proteinase CDR1-like. Gene Ontology annotation, biological process: proteolysis. Lineage: Eukaryota; Viridiplantae; Streptophyta; Magnoliopsida; Zingiberales; Zingiberaceae. The record is from RefSeq and is a predicted model, not a curated record. Gene Ontology annotation, cellular component: extracellular region. Gene Ontology annotation, molecular function: aspartic-type endopeptidase activity. The transcript has 2 exons. Bases 1 to 1344 code for a protein of 447 amino acids.